GCGUUUCAUUGAACACCACAAGAGAGAGAGAGAGAGACGAAGAAACGGAACGAGGAGAGGCUAGAGACGAGGACCACAGUUGGUAAGAAUCAUGGCCCGUACCUUCGCUCUCGUGGCAUGCCUUGUGGCGCUUAUCGCACAGGCCUCGUCCUUCAUGAUCGGGCCGGGGGGCGGGGCAGCCGCAACCAUCAGAGCACAACGCCAGGGAGCUGCCGUAUCGGGCUUCACAGGGUGCAACCCGGUGUGCCAGCGCGACGCGACGACGGACCGCAGCGCUUUGCGAAUGAUGCGCCACAGGAAGGGCUUCAAGAAGCUCAACCUGCCGGCGGACCAGCGUAAGGCGCUUUUGCGGGGGCUCACGACGCAGAUCAUCCGCCACGGUCGCAUCACGACCACAAUGGUGAGGGCCAAGGCUGUUCGCAAGCACGUCGACCACAUGAUCACCCUCAGCAAGAACGGGUCUCUCCACGCUCGCCGCCAGGCAAUGGGAUACAUCUACGACAAGCAGCUCGUGCACGCCCUGUUCGAGUCAGGAGCGGAGCGUUACGGGGAACGCCCCGGAGGGUACACCCGAAUCAUCCGCACAACGCCAAGGAAGGGAGACAACGCCAAGAUGGCCAUCAUCGAGCUCGUAUAAGACUCGUUAGAUUUUGCCCUUUGAUUGUUUGCAGCACGUGGCACCUCGUGCUUGCGCUUUUUUGCGAUUGCUAGUUUUAGCUGGGCAUACAUGGACGGCGGAACGGGGAGAGAUGAACGCCUGCAGUCAGUGUCGAGGAGUUGAUCUGGUUUGCAAGGGAGCGUGACUCUGUCAUGCUUGACGAUUGUGGGGAUGGGUGACAACCAGACAUGCCCACCAAAGGCGUUCUCGUGUACUGAUGAUGGCGCGCACAUCGUCUCAAGUAAUUUCCUUAGUGGUUGCAACCACCGCACGGAAAAAUCACGGCGAGGUGGGGUCGAGAUAUUAAAUUUCGGCGAGGGAAGCAGCCGCCCGUCGAGUACUAUUCCUGAUGCAGUUGGGUAUGACAUGGGUGACACCGCCCUGUAGAUGUUGGAGGAAGGAGGAGCCCUCGGUGUGUUGCACGAUCAUUUCCUUGACGUGGUUGAGAGCAGUGUUGGCAACCUAAUACCAGAAUUUUGUGGUUAUAUUUGCGAUACUUGGGAGGCUACACAGUAAACAACAAUCAUGAAGGCGAAGACAAAUCUCG
Ectocarpus siliculosus is the source of this 1205-nucleotide messenger RNA. The record is from the annotation of a GenBank genome assembly. Lineage: Eukaryota; Phaeophyceae; Ectocarpales; Ectocarpaceae.